CGCUGCGCUCCCGCGCCGCUUAGCCGAACGGUCGGGGUCGGUUGAGGUGCCCUUCUCUUUAAUCUGGCCGAGCGAACAGCCAACUAACACUCGACCUCCUCGAGAGUAAGCAAGCGAGCGGUCAUUUGAAAGUGUUCUGUUUUGAAACAAUGGAUGAGCAAUCUCAAGGCAUGCCAGGUCCUCCUGUUCCUCAAUUUCAGCCACAGAAAGCCUUACGACCUGACAUGGGCUACAAUACUCUAGCCAACUUCCGAAUAGAAAAAAAGAUUGGGCGUGGACAAUUUAGUGAAGUUUACAGAGCGACGUGUUUGUUGGAUUGCGUGCCAGUAGCUUUAAAAAAGGUGCAGAUAUUCGAUUUAAUGGAUGCGAAGGCCCGUGCUGAUUGCAUCAAAGAAAUAGAUCUUCUUAAGCAAUUGAAUCAUCCAAAUGUAAUUAAAUACUAUGCAUCAUUUAUUGAGGACAACGAACUAAAUAUAGUGCUGGAAUUGGCAGAUGCUGGAGAUCUUUCUAGAAUGAUCAAGCAUUUCAAGAAGCAGAAGAGGCUGAUUCCGGAAAGGACCGUUUGGAAGUACUUUGUUCAGCUGUGCAGCGCCUUGGAGCACAUGCAUUCACGGCGUGUCAUGCAUCGAGACAUCAAGCCUGCAAAUGUAUUCAUUACAGCUACAGGAGUAGUAAAACUUGGAGAUCUUGGGUUGGGAAGAUUUUUCAGCUCCAAAACCACAGCCGCACAUUCUUUAGUGGGAACACCUUAUUACAUGUCUCCAGAGAGAAUCCAUGAAAACGGGUACAACUUCAAAUCAGACAUCUGGUCUUUAGGAUGUCUGUUAUAUGAGAUGGCUGCACUGCAGAGUCCAUUCUAUGGUGACAAAAUGAACUUGUAUUCCUUAUGUAAAAAGAUAGAACAAUGUGACUAUCCACCCCUUCCAUCAGAUCACUACUCAGAAGAACUGCGACAAUUAGUUAAUAUGUGCAUCAAUCCAGAUCCAGAGAAGCGACCAGACAUAACCUAUGUUUAUGAUGUGGCAAAACGUAUGCAUGCCCACACCGCCACCAGCUAAAAGACUUGGCAGCUUAUGAAGA
Molecule: messenger RNA, 1080 nt
Organism: Elgaria multicarinata webbii
Lineage: Eukaryota; Metazoa; Chordata; Lepidosauria; Squamata; Anguidae
Gene: NEK7
Product: NIMA related kinase 7
Exons: 10
Coding region: 150-1058 (302 amino acids)
Biological process (GO): peptidyl-serine phosphorylation
Cellular component (GO): nucleus
Molecular function (GO): protein serine/threonine kinase activity; ATP binding
Source: RefSeq, a predicted model, not a curated record